CCGACACAAGAGUGGUCCUCACUGCAGGACGUCUUCUACCGCAAAACCGACAUAUACAACUUAACGUCUUGGGCCGUAAAUUCGCUGCAGGGCCAGCGCGUCUCGUUAGGAAAGAAUGGCGGCUUCAUCGCAAUAGUACGCGAUCAGAAUGCCCUCGUGCCGAUUGGCGCGUCGGCCGUCACUGGUACCACGAUGAAGAUUGGCAUCUACACUGCGGCUGGGCAGAUGGUGGAAAGCUUGCCGUGGGAUGCUGCAAAUCGAAUCGUGGCUAUGGGCUUCACAUGGGACGAGCAACUCGCCGUUGUUCUUGACGAGGGACUUGUCCGCCUGUAUCGACUAUUGACACCAUGUCCGAUCAAGCUAUCUUCAACUGCUACCAAGGACGCUGGCUCUUCGAGUGCGGCAGCUGGUAAUCCUUCAGAGCCAAUCGGAGCGACAUCAAACAGUUACUACGUUUCGUACUCGUUGGGUCAAGAGGCCACGGAGACGGGAAUAUUCGAUGCUCAAGUCUGGGAAGAUGGUAUCGUCUUUCUCACAGGGGCAGGCACCUACUGUGAAUGGCAGUUUCCAAUCACACAAAGCUUUGCCGGCAGGACUUCACCAUGUGCACCGCCUACAGUCAACGGUGAUGGCACUGGCGCUCGUUCCAACCUUUCCUCUCGCGGCGCAAUACAGCACGAGGUCCGCAGCUAUUCUCGCCUACCCCUUCAACCGAUAUCCUCCCCCAUUUCAAGCGCAUUGCCCUUUUCCUGGGCGCUUCUACCUCCUUCGUCUGCUAGCCCAUUCUCCGAGUCGGACCUUUAUGUUUCACCAACAGGCUCAUCGACGCUGUACAAGCUUUCGCCUUCACAGCUCGCUGCCCAAGACAUGCGUCUUGACAGGGGACCUUUCUACGCAAUCCGGCCCAGUCCCGAUAAUAAUCUGCUUGCGCUCCUGACGAGCGACUGGAAACUGUGGGUCGUCAGUUCCGACUUUGGGCGAAGCCUCAGCGAGUUCGACGUCAGUGCCUGCGAUGGCUUUGUAACAGGCCAGACCUCGGCAGCAUCGCCCCUUGGCAGGGUGAACACGGAGACAGAGGGAAAGACUGCGAUGAUGAUUGCAGGUAUCUCGCAGAUCGAAUGGUGUGGCAGCAAUACGGUUGUCAUUGCGUUUAAGGACCAAGUCGUAAUGGUCGGCCCGUUCGGCGACUCCAUCAGGUACUACUACCGCGAUCUCGUUCACCUGAAAAGCGAGAUGGAUGGUCUCCGAAUACUAAGCCCAGAUAGGGUUGAAUUCCUUUGCAAGGUCCACCAGUCAACGUCUGCUGUCUUUCUACCCGGCUCGACACACCCUGCGUCCUUGCUAUACGACAGCAGUGAGAACCUUCAUUCAUCGUCGACAAGCGCUAAGGCGGACGAAGGAAUUCGAGCCAUCCGCUCCCAACUCGAUGAGGCCGUGGAAAUUUGUAUACAGGCAGCGAGUUGCGAGUGGGAUGUCAAUCUACAAAAGCGGCUUAUGCGAGCUGCAGAUCUCGGCAAGACUUUCCUCGACUCGCAUGAUCCGUCCACCUUGGUCAGCAUGGCGCAAAAGCUGCGGGUGCUCAAUGCUGCGAGGCACUACGAGGUCGCAAUUCCCAUUUCACACGAGGAGUAUGAGGCGACUGGUCCCCAAGCACUGCUGUCUCGCCUGACAUACCGAAACAAACAUCUCCUGGCACUUCGCAUAUCCGAGUUCCUCCGCUUGCCACCAGAUCCAAUCUUGAAGCACUGGGCGCGAGCGAAGAUCGCACGCUCCAACAAAGAACGGGCGAUCGCCGCCUCCACAUCGCUCGGCCACGCAGCCGACGAUGAGGUCUGCGAUGCUAUUGUUGAGAAAUUCCGAGAUCAGCCAGCGGUGAGCUACGCCGAGAUCACAAAGGACGCCUGGGCAGCUGGACGAGUGCGCCUUGCUACGAAGCUCCUCGUGCAUGAGCCUCGAGCUGUAGACCAAGUGCCGCUACUCCUGAGCAUGCACGAAGACAAGUUGGCACUCGUCAAGGCUGUGGAAAGCGGUGACACGGACCUUGUCUAUCACGCUCUGUUCCGCCUCAAAUCCCAGCUUUCUAGAGCUGACUUCUUCCGCAUCGUCCAAGCUCCACUGCAAGACUCGCUCGGCACAGCGCAGGCAAGCAGGGCUCAAGCUACGUCAUACCUGGCACUGGCAUCGAAUCUACUCGAGGUUUAUGCACGCAAUGAAGAUCGCGAACUCCUUCGUGACUUCUACUUUCAAGACGAUCGUCGGACUGAAAGUGCGUUGCUGGCGAUCGAAGAGGGGUACGAGUAUCCCAUCGAAGGUAUCAUGCUCGAUGCAUCUCAACGCGCGGCGAACCUGUCAUCGCGCAUCAGCAGCCUGCGUGAAGCGAUGAAGUUUUUCAACGAGGACAAGGAGCGCGUACUGGAGGGCAAGCUGACGGACGAGCAAAUACGACUACUUGGUUUCCAGGCAGCUUUGGAGAAAGAGAACCCUGGAAGUGAUGGCAUCUUCAUUGGCCUGAACCUCAACGAGACGAUCCGCAUCUGUCUCAAGCGCAACUUGCACAAGAAGGCCGACAAAAUUCGCUCCGACUGGAAAGUUCCAGAAAAGCGCUUCUGGAACAUCAAGCUCCGCACGCUCGUCGAGAUGAGGGAUUGGGAUGGAAUGUGGCAUUUCGGCAAUUCGAAGCGGUCGCCGAUCGGCUACACGCCUUUUAUACAGCGACUCAUUGAGGCUGGCGAGGUGGCGGACAUCGAUCGCUACCUAGAGAAAAUGUCG
Messenger RNA from Tilletiaria anomala UBC 951, 2769 nucleotides. RefSeq lists its product as uncharacterized. Gene Ontology annotation, molecular function: actin binding. The record is from RefSeq and is a predicted model, not a curated record. The annotation marks the transcript as partial. The transcript is spliced from 3 exons. Lineage: Eukaryota; Fungi; Basidiomycota; Exobasidiomycetes; Georgefischeriales; Tilletiariaceae. Gene Ontology annotation, cellular component: HOPS complex; cytoplasm; lysosomal membrane. Gene Ontology annotation, biological process: intracellular protein transport; vacuole fusion, non-autophagic; endosomal transport.